GCUGUGAUUUUUGUGUAAAACUUCUCCCCUAAUGGGAUGAAAUGUGGGGGUUAUUUAAGGCGAUGUGGGUUUUUAGAAACCUUACAAGAGACAGGACCUGGAAUUGGUAACAAUUUACUCAUGAGAUUGAAAUUUGUGCCGAUAUCUCUAUGUUUUAAACAAUAAAACCCGAGAAACUUACAAGGCAGAACAAUAAGAUUUGAUAUUUGUAACUUAUAUCCUCUGUCAUUCUAGAAUCUUUUCCCGCUGACCAUAACAAAACAAUAAAGCAGUGUAACACAUGGCACUCCCACAAACUGUACUCCUAUUCACAAACAAUCUGACUCAGAGUCCACAGUUCCCUACAACAGCGGGAGGAGGAAAGAAGCAAAAAAACUAACCCUAAAGCUGCAGAAGAUUUUAAGCAAUUUCUCAUUUAAAUCUCAAAAGCAGUCAUUUUUUUUCUCCUGGAAAAUAUGGAGAAGACCUCCAGCGUCCAUUUUAACAACGGGACAGAAUUUAAAACAAAACCCAAAAGGGAGAGUGAAAGGGAGGCAACAGCAGCAUCAUCAAGUCAUCGCCAAAGGACUUCCAAGGCAGGCCGGCUUCCUGAGGCGAGGAAAGAGAGACGACAGAGGGAGAAACAGAAGAGAAAUGAGGAACAGGAAGGAGAGUUGAAUUUAAAAUCCACUGUGGUGGACAUUGACAAAGUAAGAGAUGAUCGUGUCAAAGACGAAAACCUGGGGCUACUGGAGGCAGCAGAGCAGGAAUAUGCAGGUUCGAAGCACAGAGGACUGGGGGUCUUUGAGUGGCUGCUGAUUGUCCUCGUCAUGACGUUGGUUCUUGUCUUCUUCCCUCUGUCCAUAUGGUUUUGUGUCAAAAUAGUCAGGGAGCACGAGAGAGCUGUGGUCUUCAGACUGGGUCACCUCCUGCGUGGAAGACCCCGAGGACCAGGCCUGAUUUUUUAUCUCCCACUCCUUGAUGUUUGUCACAAGGUCGACAUUCGACUGAAAAUGAUGAAGAUUCCUCUCCAUGUGGCGGUGACGAAGGACUUGGUGAGACCAGAGCUGAGCGCGGUGUGUUAUUACCAGAUAGAGAACAUGGCUCUGUGCACCACGGCUCUGUCCGAUCUGACCUCCCUGCUGCAGACUGUGGUCCAGGCCGCAGUCAGAGAUGUCCUGGCCCAACAUGCCUUCAGUCACAUCCUGCAGCACAGAAGGAGAAUCGGUCAGCAGGUCCAAACUGCUGUGGACUCUGUCGCCUGCCGCUGGGGCAUCAGGGUGGAGAGAGUGGACAUAGAUGAGGUCACCUUUCCUGUUGGGUUACAAGAGAGUCUGGCUGCUGAGGCCGAGGCACAGAGACAACAACAGGCCAAAGUCAAAGCUGCUGAAGUGGAGACAACAGCCUGGGAGGGGUUAAGAGCCUCCUUCCGUCACCUCCACCCUGCCCUGGUCCUCCCAUUCCCCCCUGACCUCCUCAGUUUGACCUCCGACCAAUCAUCCUUACCUCCCCCUCCGCCUCCCGCUGUGGAGGAAGAAGAGGCAACGGUGACGGAGGGGGGCCGAGGAACAGACUCCCCCAUGAUGUGACUGUCAAGAAGGGUUUAUUAAAAUCAUCAACUCCACUACAUUUGUAGAUUGAAACGCAUUGUAUCAAAGGCCAGUAAAGGGUAGUGUGAUUUUAAUGAGUAUCAAGCAAAAGUUUAGACUUUUUAUAAAUAUAAUUUAUGAAUAAUUUUUAAGACUGCACUUGUUAGGACUAUAAUAAAGUAUAAAGAAGUCUCAGCCAAGACACUCAAUAACAAAAAAGAUGCUUCAAAAGCAACUUCAAUAAAUAUGUUGUUGUUAAUU
Messenger RNA from Cynoglossus semilaevis (tongue sole), 1829 nucleotides. It is a transcript of the gene nphs2, whose product is annotated as NPHS2 stomatin family member, podocin. The transcript is spliced from 7 exons. The coding region runs from base 456 to 1568 and encodes 370 amino acids. The record is from RefSeq and is a predicted model, not a curated record. Gene Ontology annotation, cellular component: plasma membrane. NCBI's taxonomy places the organism in Eukaryota, Metazoa, Chordata, Actinopteri, Pleuronectiformes, Cynoglossidae.